ACGUGAGUGUAGUAGUCUACUGAUCCCAGCUCUGAUCGGUUAAUAUCAACAGUGAUCAAAUUGUGUUAUUUUUAUUGUGAAGAACAUCUCAAGAAACUUGCUGCCACUUUUAUAUCUUGAGGAAAAUAUAAAUAUUUUUCAUUCCUAAUCCAUUUAAGUACUGCAACAAGAAUUACUCAUAAUAUUCUUAACGUACGCCGGAAAUCAAGUGAGCUACAGAACGUAAGUGCUCUUGCUUAAGAGCUUUAACAAAUACUCGCAGAAACUACUUUACUGACGCUGACGACUACAGCUGCGCAAGAUGCCACCAGUGUCAAGGAAUUCACGAUUGUCUCUCUCCUCCAUCAGAGAAGAAGAGGAUGCAGAAAGUGCGGAGGCAAAACUGGUGAUGCGCAAACUAAAUAGCGUGUUGUACCGCGGGGUGGAGCGCUACCUCACCUACGACGCCUUCCUUGUGCCCCGCAACACUCUCCACAGGGCAGCCCAUGAUGUCCUCAGACAGUGUUCUGACCGCCCACAUGGACUCCACAGUGCUCUGGUCGAGCUCUACCUCAGUGACGGACACUCUUCCAAACGGUUAGCACAAAUGGUUGCUGACCCCCGACAAGAGGUGAAGACAGUCAUCAAACUGACAUUACACCAGGACCAUGCAUCAGACCCCACCACACUUCACCUCCAAUCCAGCUAUACCAUGGAGCGCCACUGCUUGCAGUGAUCAUCGUUGUACUAUACAGUACCUGCCCAUCUUGUUUUAUAUACCAUGAAGGUUAUACAAUACAAUAAUAUUUCCAUAAUGCUUCAGGGUAGCAUGGAUAAUUCUUAUUAAUUAUUGAGAAGAGCAUAAGUUUUCAUCACCAGUCUGCCAUAGUGGUGGAGCGAUGUGGAGUAAGGAACUGGACAGCAGCUGUUUUUCCAGUUGACUUUCACAAGAGCUUCUCGACCAGAGGCGUGUGAUGAAAUCACCACAUAUUACACUCUUACAAAUACUGAUUGGAAUUUGGACUUGUAAAGCAUAGCUUUCAGGCCCACCCCUCCUCUGACUGGUGAAGGAGGGCAGCUGCCUUAUACAGGUAGUGAUGAUUUCUCCUUGACCAUGACCAUCUCUGAAUUGCUGUUUUGUCAGUUUACACAAUCCAAGAGGCUAAAUUCAAAUAGUAUCAGGUGUGACUAACAAAGAUAAUUUUAAAAGUUAGUGCAAGUGUGUUAGUGGUUGUGUGUGUGUGUGUGUAUAAUUGUUAAACAUUACAGUAUACAAUACUGUGCAGUGAAUAUUACUGCCAAAUAUCCGAGUGUUAGUAAAUUUUUACUGUAAUUAGGGAUACACAGUAGAAUAACUUUCUAAUAGUAUGACUGGUGCAGUGUGUCCAGUUUUGUUUUACCAUGCCUUAUAUUUAAGUAAUUACUGUUUCUUAGUUGUUGAUGCAAUCAUGUUUGAAGGUACAGUACUACAUAAUUAUUUUGAAUAAACAUAUUUGCUGAAUGAAAAAUGUUAAGAAAUUUUUACUAUGAUUGUAUGUGCCCAAAAUGUACUGUACUUCGUUCUAAAAGAGGUGGUACACUGGUAACAUGUCAAGGGUUGAGCAUCGGCCCGGACAUACAUGGGAAAGGUGUUAUCUUGUGUGAACCUACCAAACAUCACAGGUUCCCCAGUCCCCGGUUUCCACCUGUAGUAACACUGGAUACUUGAGGAUAGACCCAGUGCCGGAUUUAGACCUGUGGAGGCCCAUGGGCAGCCUCUUUGUGGAGGCCCCCCUCAUUAUAACUACCCAAGAGGGUGGGGUGGCGAGUGAAGCGAGCCUAAACA
Molecule: messenger RNA, 1804 nt
Organism: Homarus americanus (American lobster)
Lineage: Eukaryota; Metazoa; Arthropoda; Malacostraca; Decapoda; Nephropidae
Exons: 4
Coding region: 302-715 (137 amino acids)
Biological process (GO): negative regulation of signal transduction
Cellular component (GO): cytoplasm
Source: RefSeq, a predicted model, not a curated record